Molecule: messenger RNA, 1580 nt
Organism: Lontra canadensis (Northern American river otter)
Lineage: Eukaryota; Metazoa; Chordata; Mammalia; Carnivora; Mustelidae
Gene: GNB1
Product: G protein subunit beta 1
Exons: 11
Coding region: 252-1274 (340 amino acids)
Biological process (GO): G protein-coupled receptor signaling pathway
Cellular component (GO): heterotrimeric G-protein complex; cytoplasm
Molecular function (GO): protein binding; signaling receptor complex adaptor activity
Source: RefSeq, a predicted model, not a curated record
GCGGCGGAGCGGGAGCGGGAGCGGGCGCGGGCGCGGGCGCGGGAGUGGAGCAGCCGCCGCGGGACGGGACCGAUCCUCGCCGGCGCACCUGCCCGCAGCGCCCGCGGAGCGGCCCGAGCGCGACCACCUCCAGAGAGGCGGCCGAGGCGGCUGAGGCGGCUGAGGCGGCGGGGCGCGGGCGAGACCGGCGGGACGAGGCGCCGAGAUCUCCGUUUCCUUGAGGUGGCACUGUAGAGCGCUGGCACCCGAAGAUGAGUGAACUUGACCAGCUGCGGCAGGAGGCCGAGCAGCUUAAAAACCAAAUUAGGGAUGCUAGAAAAGCGUGUGCGGAUGCGACCCUGUCUCAGAUCACAAACAACAUCGACCCAGUGGGAAGAAUCCAGAUGCGCACCAGGAGAACGCUGAGGGGGCACUUGGCCAAAAUUUAUGCCAUGCAUUGGGGCACGGAUUCCAGGCUUCUAGUCAGUGCCUCACAGGACGGCAAACUGAUCAUCUGGGACAGCUACACCACGAACAAGGUCCAUGCCAUCCCUCUGCGCUCCUCAUGGGUCAUGACCUGUGCAUAUGCCCCUUCUGGGAACUAUGUGGCCUGCGGUGGCCUGGAUAACAUUUGCUCCAUUUACAAUCUGAAAACUCGUGAAGGGAAUGUACGUGUGAGCCGUGAACUGGCUGGACAUACAGGUUACCUGUCCUGCUGCCGCUUCCUGGAUGACAAUCAGAUCGUCACCAGCUCUGGGGACACCACCUGUGCUCUGUGGGACAUCGAGACCGGCCAGCAGACGACCACGUUCACUGGACACACUGGGGAUGUUAUGAGCCUCUCCCUUGCUCCUGACACCAGACUGUUUGUCUCUGGUGCUUGUGACGCUUCAGCCAAACUCUGGGAUGUGCGAGAAGGGAUGUGCCGGCAAACUUUCACCGGCCACGAGUCUGACAUCAAUGCCAUCUGUUUCUUUCCAAACGGCAACGCAUUUGCCACUGGCUCGGAUGACGCCACCUGCAGGCUGUUUGACCUUCGUGCGGACCAGGAGCUCAUGACUUACUCCCAUGACAACAUCAUCUGCGGGAUCACCUCCGUGUCUUUCUCCAAGAGCGGCCGCCUCCUCCUCGCGGGGUACGAUGACUUCAACUGCAACGUGUGGGAUGCACUCAAGGCCGACAGGGCAGGUGUCUUGGCCGGGCACGACAACCGCGUCAGCUGCCUGGGGGUGACUGACGACGGGAUGGCCGUGGCGACAGGGUCCUGGGAUAGCUUCCUCAAGAUCUGGAACUAACGACAGCAGGCAGACGUCGUGGCGACUGGAAGAUCAUUCCAACCUUGAAGCGUGACAGUGAUAGCAUUUCCAAUCCACCCCUACUAACGCGGACGCCCUUCCCCCUCAGAACUUCAAAAGGGCAAGACCUUUUCCUUCACUUAUUGCUGAAACCAAGAGCACAAUUCCCACAAAGAGAAGAAUCUCUGUGCUGUAAACUCAAGACAAAUUGUGCAUUCCUCCCGGGACCAUUGUCUUUGUUUUCUUUUUUGUCUCAAAUGAAUUUAAAAGGAAAUACUAUAAUAAACGUGCUAACCAGAAGGUAAA